Stegostoma tigrinum is the source of this 4353-nucleotide messenger RNA. RefSeq lists its product as uncharacterized. The record is from RefSeq and is a predicted model, not a curated record. Bases 72 to 4241 code for a protein of 1389 amino acids. The transcript is spliced from 9 exons. Gene Ontology annotation, molecular function: zinc ion binding. NCBI's taxonomy places the organism in Eukaryota, Metazoa, Chordata, Chondrichthyes, Orectolobiformes, Stegostomatidae.
AACAACGGGAAAAUCAUAUGCUGAAUCCUACCAUUCAGUCUUGAAAUUUCUGUGACAAAUUUGUUUUUGACAUGUCUAUCUCAAUGGAAUAUAGCUUAAUCUACAGAGAUUCGCAAACUAUGGAUAAUCUGAAGAAACAGCUGAUUUGCCCAAUAUGUUUGGAAAUGUUUACUAAGCCUGUUGUGAUCCUACCCUGUCAGCACAACCUGUGUAGAAAAUGUGCAAAUGACAUUUCUCAGUCUCGUGGCACAGCUGGAGUUUCAGGAGGUCGUUUCAAGUGUCCAUCCUGUCGUCAUGAGGUUAUUCUAGAUAGACAUGGAGUUUAUGGACUCCAGCGAAAUUUGUUAGUGGAAAAUAUUAUUGACAUUUACAAACAAGCGUCUUCAAGGUCUACCGCAAAACCUGAGCAGCCAACAUGUGAAGAACAUGAUGAAGAAAAGAUUAACAUAUACUGCACGUCAUGUGAGGUCCCCACCUGCUCACUCUGCAAAGUUUUUGGUGCACAUAAAGAUUGUGAAGUUGCCCCUCUUCUAACUGUCUACAAACAGCAAAAGUGUGAACUUAAUGAUGAAAUUGGAGCACUUGCUGCAGCCAAUGAUGCAACUCAAACAUUCAUCGCUCAUCUGGAAGAAACAAACAAAAAUAUCGAGGAUAACUGUAGAAACCAAAAACAAAUUGUGUGUGAAAAGAUUGACUCCUUAAUUUCAAUCUUGGAAGGGAAAAAACAACAGAUGUUGCAAAAAAUCACAAGUGAACAAGAUGAAAAAAUGAACCACUGCAAGUCCUUGAUUAAAUCAUAUGCCGAACGUAUACAAUCCAUGUCUAAGCUUGUAGAAUCUGCACUACAGUCACUGGAAGAACCGCAAAUGGCAGUCUUUCUGCAGAAUGCAAAGAUAUUGAUAGCUAAACUUUCAGAGGCGACGCGAGCAUCAGUGAUUGAAGAUUUGGAACAUAACUAUGAAAAUAUGAAUCACUACAAUGUAGAUGUUGAGAAGGAACAGAAUCUGCUCCAUACUAUUAAUUUCCUCAAAGUUGAAGAGAAAUCUGAAGAACGGGUUGAAGAUGAGGAAGAUGCAGCAGAGAAGAAUGAAGACACUGAAAUUGCGGCUGGACAUUUAGAAAUGCCUGGAACAGAAUGUUCAGAUGUUAUCACUAAAGUCCUUAUAAUGGAGAAAUCUAAUGUUGAAUCUUUAGAUAUUGUGGCUAAAGUCCAUUUAACAGAAAAACCUACCACUGAAACUUUAGGAACUGAAGAUAUUUCUUCUUCAAACCAAGAUCUGCACACUGCAGGUUCUGUGGAUAAAGUUCGCCAGGAGGAAAAGCCUGAUCCUGAUGUGUCAGGUGCAAUGUUUGAAGUUCAUGAAGUGGAAGAACCCAGUGCUGAGUGUUCAGGUCCUUUAUUUGAAGGUCAGGAAGAAGAAGAGUCCAGUACUGAGACUCCAUUUGUUGUGGUUGAGGCCGUUGAGAAAAGAGAGUCCAAUGCUGAGUUUUCAAGUAGGGGGAUCGAUGUCUUUGAAGACAGCAAACUCACUUCUGAUUCUUCAGGUACUAUGGCUGAGGUCCCUGAAGAGGAAAAGGAACCCAGCCCUGAGUCUUUAAAUGCUGAGGCUGAAGUCCCCAAAGAGACCAGAGCUGUAUCUGUAGGGCCUGUUGCUUUCAUCCAUAAAGAGAGAGAACCUACCUCUGAGUCUCCAGGCACUGUAGUUCAGGGCCCAGAGGACAGAGAGACCAAUUUGGACUUUCCAGGUGCUAUUUCUGACCUCCCAGAAGAAAAAGAGCCCACACUUGAGUCUCUAGGUGCUGUGGCUGAGGUCCCAGAGGAAAAAGAGCCCAGCUCUGAGUGUUUGCAUGCUGUGGCUGAGAUCGCUGAAGAGGAACCCAGCCCUGAGUCUUCAGAUGCUGUGCUCAAAGUCAAUAAAGAGGAAGCACUCAGCUCUGAGUCUCCAGAUGCUGUGGCCAACAUCCCUGAAGAGAAAGAGUCUAGCUCUGAGUCUCCAGGGUGUGGGGCCAAUGUCCCUGAAGAGAAAGAGACCAGCUCUGAGUCCCCAGGCACUGGGGCUGAUGUCCCUGAAGAGAAAGAGACCAGCUCUGGAUCUCCAGGGGGUGUGGCUGAUGGCUUUGAAGAGAAAGACACCAGCUCUGAGGCUCCAGACACUGGAGCUGAAUUCCCCGAAGAGAAAGAGUCCAGCUCUAAGUUUCCAGGGGGUGUGGCUGAAGUCCCAGAGAAAAAAGAGGCCAACUCUGGGUUUCCAGGUGUUGUGGUUAAUGUCACUGAAGAGAAAGAGACCAGCUCUGAAUCUCCAGAUGCUGGAGCUGAUGUUCCUGAAGAGAAAGAGACAAGCUCUGAGUCUCCAGGUGCUGGAGCUGAUGUUCCUGAAGAGAAAGAGACCAGCUCUGAGUCUAUAGUUGGUGUGGCCAAUGACCCUGAAGAGAAAGAGACCAGCUCUGAGGCUCUAGGGAGUGUGGCCAGUGACCCUGAAAAGAAAGAGACCAGCUCUGAGUCUCCAGGUGCUGGAGCUGAUGUUCCUGAAGAGAAAGAGACCAGCUCUGAGUCUAUAGUUGGUGUGGCCAAUGACCCUGAAGAGAAAGAGACCAGCUCUGAGGCUCUAGGGAGUGUGGCCAGUGACCCUGAAAAGAAAGAGACCAGCUCUGAGUCUCCAGGUGCUGGAGCUGAUGUUCCUGAAGAGAAAGAGACCAGCUCUGAGUCUAUAGUUGGUGUGGCCAAUGACCCUGAAGAGAAAGAGACCAGCUCUGAGGCUCUAGGGAGUGUGGCCAGUGACCCUGAAAAGAAAGAGACCAGCUCUGAGUCUCCAGGUGCUGGAGCUGAUGUUCCUGAAGAGAAAGAGACCAGCUCUGAGUCUAUAGUUGGUGUGGCCAAUGACCCUGAAGAGAAAGAGACCAGCUCUGAGGCUCUAGGGAGUGUGGCCAGUGACCCUGAAAAGAAAGAGACCAGCUCUGAGUCUCCAGGUGCUGGAGCUGAUGUUCCUGAAGAGAAAGAGACCAGCUCUGAGUCUCCAGGUGCUGGAGCUGACGUUCCUGAAGAGAAAGAGACCAGCUCUACGUUUCCUGGGGGUGUGGCUGAGGUCUUAGACGGAAAAGAGGCCAACUCUGAGUCUCUAGGUGCUGUGGCCGAUGUCCCUGAAGAGAAAGAGGAACCCAGAUCUGUGUCUUCAGGUGCUGCAGAUGGGAUCUCAGAGGAAAAAGAGUUGAAUCCUGAAUCUUUAGAUGCUCUGGCUGACAUCUUAGACAAAAAAGAGCCUAAUUUUGAAUAUACAGUUGCGACAGCUGAAAUUUCAGAAAAAAAGACCAAUUUUGAGUCUUCAGGUGCUGUGGCACAUGUCAAUACAGAGCCUGUAGGUGAUUUUCCUCCAGGGGAAAAUUCCAAUGCUGCAAGUUAUUUUGUAAAGGAUGAAGGCCUUUUAACAGAAGAGUUAAAUACUAUGAAUUUAGAUGUUGCAAAUGCAAUUUCUGAAACAAAAAAAUCCAAUGAGACAUCUCUAGAUGUUCCAAAUGCAGCCUCUAAAAUGGAAGAUACUAAUAUAUUGACUGUAGACACUGAAGAACCAGCAGAAAAAUCUCUUAUUCCUGUGGCUGUGCUUCUUCCAGACCAAGCCUUUGUCAUAGAAGAAACUAUGGUUGAACCUCCAGGUGGUAUAAUUGCCACAUCUAAAAUGCAAGAGAUCAAUGAUCCACUUUCAAGUACUGUCAAUGCUGUUACUUCAGCAGUGGAUUCCAUUAUUGCAGCUCCAGUUGUUAUACAUACUGUAUGUCCAGUGGGCCAAUCAGAACUGGCAUCUCCAUGCACUGUGGAUGGAAUUCCUCCAGGAAUAGAGCCAAUGGUUCAACUGAUAGAUGCCAACGCUUCUAAAUUAGGACAAGAGAAGGCUGAAGUUGAGGAAUUUGGAAGAAUUGUACAACAGGAUUCUCUGUUAAGUGGAAGUCAUGAUGCUGAUGAUUUAAAAAUGGCACAAUUGUUGGAAGUGGUUGAUGAAGAAAUCAAGUUUUACCCAGGGGAGCAAAAAUGUGAUUCCUGGCAUGUCAUGAAUCCCUCAGGGCCAGCUACAAGCAUCACCCAGCGUGUCACCUCUCAAGAUCAGAUUGGACUAACAUCAACAGAAAAGAAUGAGCUGAAGCCUGAGCCCAACUCUAUUGUAACUAUUGAUGGUUCACCAGGUGUCGUAAAAACAUCUGCCAGUGAAAAUGAAAUGUCAUCACCUGUAAUACAGGUCAGUGGAGAAUGAUUUUAAUGCCUGUUCUGCAGGAAUGGUUAUCUUCCAUUGUAGGACUGAUAUGGUUUCCUGUAACAUCAUGCAUUUCAUUGUCAACGUCACCUGUGAUUUGUUUUAUACGUUC